AUGAUCGAGCAAGGAAUAUGCCUUCCAAGCAAAAGCCCUUUGUCAUCACCACUUCACUUUGUACCGAAGAAGAAUGGAGAAUUACGAGUUUGUGGAGAUUACAGAAGACUAAAUUCUAUUACCACUCCUGACCGCUACCCAAUACCGCAAGUCAAGUAUUUAACUCAUCGACUGUCAGAUAAGACUAUAUUCUCCAACAUCGAUAUCAACCGAGCUUACCAACAAAUAAAAGUACGAGAUGAAGACAUAGAGAAGACAGCAAUAAUUACCCAAAUGGGAUUAUUCAAAUUUCCAAGAAUGACCCCAGGACUGAAGAACGCUGGUCAAACCUUCCAAAGAUUCAUACACGAAGUACUUCAUGGACUGGAUUUCGUUUUCGCAUUCAUUGAUGAUCUCCUUGUUGCAAGCCCUGAUAAAGAAACGCACGAAACCCAUCUACGCACCGUGCUACAGCGAUUAGAAGACAAUGGAAUCACAAUCAACCCUUCGUAA
Parnassius mnemosyne (clouded apollo) is the source of this 492-nucleotide messenger RNA. The record is from the annotation of a GenBank genome assembly. Lineage: Eukaryota; Metazoa; Arthropoda; Insecta; Lepidoptera; Papilionidae.